Labrus bergylta (ballan wrasse) is the source of this 3890-nucleotide messenger RNA. The record is from RefSeq and is a predicted model, not a curated record. NCBI's taxonomy places the organism in Eukaryota, Metazoa, Chordata, Actinopteri, Labriformes, Labridae.
CUGUUUCUGUAAAUGUGCAUUAUAAGGGACUGAUUAACUGAGCUGCGUGUGUGUGAGAGACCAACAUCGUUAUAUUGUAAGUAGAGCAGAGGAAGGUGGAGGAGGAGGAACAGACUGAAAACACGGACUACAUAAGGAAAGCAUGGAAUACUUCAUGAUGCCGACAGAGAAGAUCCCGUCCUUACAUCAGUUCAAGAAGACGGAGAAGGAUGUGAUCGGCGGGCUCUGCAGUCUGGCUAACAUCCCCCUCAGUCCGGAGACGGCUCAGGACCAGGAGAGGAGAAUCCGCCGUGAGAUUGCCAACAGCAACGAGCGCCGGCGCAUGCAGAGCAUCAACGCGGGCUUCCAGUCCCUGAAAACACUCCUGCCCCACACAGACGGAGAGAAGCUCAGCAAGGCCGCCAUCCUGCAGCAGACGUCAGACUACAUCUUCGCCUUGGAGCAGGAGAAGACGCAGCUCCUGGCUCAGAACAACCAGCUCAAACGCUUCAUCCAGGAGUUUAGCGGCUCCUCCCCAAAGAGGAGGCGAGCGGAAGACAAGGACGAAGGCAUCGGGUCUCCAGACACGCUGGAGGAGGAGAAGGUGGAGGAGCUGAGGAGGGAGAUGUUGGAGCUGAGGCAGCAGCUGGAUAAGGAGCGCUCGGCACGUAUGCAGCUGGAGGAACAGGUUCGUUCUCUGGACACCCAGCUGCACCCCGAGCGUCUGAAGGUGAUCACCCAGCAGGUGGAGGAGGAGCAGGCUCUCCUGCAGAGCCAGACGCUGUUACGGCUGCAGCAGAUCCACGCCGCUGACAGACAACCACACAGUCCGAAGGUGUUGGCCCCACCCACUCCUCCUGCACCAACCCACCACCCCACAGUGAUCGUCCCAGCCCCUACACAGCACCCCCACCAUCACGUCACCGUGGUAACCAUGAGCCCGUCUGCCCACACCAGCACUGUGUCCACGUCCAGACAGAACCUGGACACCAUCGUGCAGGCCAUCCAGCACAUCGAGCGCACUCAGGAGAGGAGAGCGAGCGCCGAGGAUGAGCAGAGGCGAGCGGUCAUCGUCAGCCCCGCCCACGUGGCCAUGGACACGGCCUGCUCGGACACAGACACCGACACAGAGGGGGAGGACUGCUCGAUGAACUGAUCGGCCCCCAAGAGCGCACACACUCACACACGCAAACACUUAAAAAACUCCAGACCCCUCCUCACUGUAAGAUUCCCUCCAGGAGCUCGACUACUUACCACAAACACAAAUCUUCUUCGGCAUUAUCCAAACUCUCCCAUCCAGCGGUGAAGCUCUGCGUCCGCCUCGUAUGGUCAGAUCUCUGAGGACUCGGGGGCGAGGGUGAUCAGCGUGCCAGCGAGACCCCGUGGGGUCCGAGCCGGUCUGUGGCGAGCAGAAACCUUGAGGGACUCCUCGAGUCAGAAGCUCUCCACAUCAGUCCGUCCAACACGUGUUUUUCAUGUUUGCUUCAUACGGCCGCAGUGUGACGCCGGCACGCUGACCCCGACACGCUGACAUUUUCUCCGUGCUACACGUUGACGGAGAGUUGAAUGUAGAAACACGAUAAUCAAGCAGCUCUUCUUCGACGGGAUGUGACCGUCACUUGUUCCUUGCCCAGUCUUAAUUAGUUUAUAUCUGCAUCCUGAUUGGUUCGCUGAUAUUUUGGCGCCAGCGGCUACAAAAACUCCCCAGACUGGAAACUCCAACAGAAGGCAUUUGUAAAUUGUUGGGAAACUUCAAAGCUAAUUGGAAGAUGUUUGAAUGAGACGUCUGAUUUACUUGAAAAGUUGUUUUCAUAUCUAAGCCCUUAAAGAAAAUAAGCUGUUGAACAAUUUUAAUUAAUCGUUAUUUUUCAUGUUUUUAUUUUUACAUUUGAUUUCCUGUCAGGGUUACUGAAUGUUGAAGGUGAACUUUGUUUUUGUUAUUUUGAGAUUAACGAUUUAAAUUGGACAUUUGUCAGGUGUUCACGGGAGCCAGAAGCCCAGAGAGACAUUUCAGCCAAUCAGAAACAUCCUCCUGCGUUUGUUUGGUACCAGUAACAUCGGUUCAUUGUGAGAACAACAACAUUUAAAUGUCUGGUGUAAAUUUUAUCUUUUCUAAUCAGAUUAGUCACGAUUAAUUAAGGUCUGGCAUGAAUUGUUCUUAAUCACGAUUAAUCUAAUGUUUGUCCCUCACGGCUCCCCGUAGUCACGUUGACGGAAAAGGACACUGCUGCUUUUCUACUACUUAAUUUCAAAAUAAAAGCACUGUUGAAUUCAAACAGCAAGUAAAGUACUCUCAGAUUAAGACAGUACAAACCUUCAAAAUAAAAGCCUAAAUAUGAAAUAAUGGAUUUCAAACAUUCGAUUAACUGUAGAAACUUUACGAUUAAUCGUGAUGUUAAAUGUUUGGACAGUCUGAGUUUGAGUCCUUAAAUCUGAAUGAGGAUAACAUCUUAAGUCCGGUUCUCCUGCGGUCCGCCGUCUCGCUCUGUUCGUUUUGAUUUCAGUCACUAUGCACUCGAGUUUGUUGGUUUUUAUGCAAAUUAAUCUUCAGUCCGUUGAGUCUGUUUGAUUUUUCCCCGAGGUGAGGUUAUCUAUGCACCGCUGAAAGGUGUAAACAUUACGCCUACACUUUAUGUGAUACAGAGAAUAUCGUCUCUGCUAACCUAAACAUCUUCCACCGUACACCUGAGGGGUUUACCACCACAGAGGGGCGCUGGCAAUGGAGACUGAAGCUGCAGAAUACAUUUCUUUCUUUCUGACUGACAUCUGAAGGCCCAAAGAACAGACGUCACGAAUCCCUCUGUCCCACCUGUCUGAGGCACUUGCUGGCAUAGCCGCUGUGAAUAACUCUGAAUCAACCUGAAGUCAGAGUGUAGCUCUCUCUCUCAACCUGGCUCGAUCACCAUGGUGACCAACUCUUAACCAGGUCAGGCCCGGGUUAUAGUUAGAGCAGAGGAAGCAGGAAGUGACUCCUGGCGGCGCCCUCUGUGUCUCAUACGAUAGUAAUGACCUUCAUAAAACUAAGGAGUGGCGUCUCAAAGAUCUGAAACUCCACUUAGAUGGAAAUGUGGCAAAUGUAACUGCGGCUCGCCGUACGCCUUCCCUCCAUCAAAUCAGAGUGAAGAAGGAAACUCUAAGAAGCACUGACUUGUCUCGGUCGCUCUCAUCCUCGUGUCGUGUUUUUUUUUGUUGUUUUUUUUUAUCUGGGGAAUGCGACUGGAAAUCAAGCUGGGACGUCGCUCCGCCUCGCUGUGAUUGGCUGACGUGAUGCUGUAAACAUUCCUUGUCUUUUUUUUUAAUGUUCUGUGGCCAAUCGAAUGCGUGUUACUAACCGCUCGUCCAAAUGGCGCUUGUCUUGUUAAACAUGGAGUUUGUUUUUCAUUUCCACCCCAACUUCCUGUAACCUCCUGUGACAUCACAGAUCAGUGAUGAGGGGCGUGUUCAUGUUUAUAAGUCAACUCUGUUAAAGGUUUGUGACUCACUGAGGUCAAAGGUCAACGCCUGAUUCAUGGCUGAGGUUGGUCAUCGAUCAGUGAAACACGCCCCUUUCAUGUUUCGUGGUCAUGUCUGACGGCGUUACGGUGCUUCUGUCUGUCGGCGGGGGUUUUGAGGUAUCUGAAAUGAAGCACUUGUUCUGAAUCAACGGUGAGGAACUUCUGUUUAUGUUUUUAACAGCUGUUUAUUUUCUUCUCUCUCUUCCACAUCUGUCUUCGUUUUCCUGUUUUCAGUGACGAGCAUUGUUUUUAUAUUUCUGUGAUGAUGAUUUUGUUUAUUGUUUAUAUUUCUGUGAUGUUGUUUUUAUUUGCCAUCAGUCCAGGUCGAUGAGAAGCUGUUAUAUUUUGUUUAUAAAAACGUGGGUAAACAGGCCUUUGUAAAGAUAACAAAAAUAAAUUUGUACUUUUUUUAUUACA